AUUGAACUACUUGCUAUCCUUGUUCAUGAUAUGAAUCAGCAAUCACCUAUGCAGGAACUGACAGCAAAGGAUUUUGCAGCUGUGAUUUAGGAGAAGAGAACAACAUCUUUCUUUGAUCAUAGAGACUAAUAACAGGAAGUACCCUUAUAUGAUCAAAUGUUUGCAGGUUAAUAAACAAAAGUUCUUACACUGUCUUUGAGCACCUGAGACCUCAUUUCACCUAUGCAUUUAAAAUGUGAAGGACAACCCAAGAGGCAUUUGCUUACAACAGGAUGGAGUGCGUUUGUUACAUCAAAAAGAUUAGCUGCUGGGGACAGUUUGAUGUUCCUGAGGGGAGAGAAUGGGGAAUACGAGUCUGUGUUCGGCGUGGUGCUCAUCAACAGUUUGCUAUGCCAUCGGUAAUUCCAAGUCAGAGCAUGCACCUAGGAGAUCUAGCAACUGCAUCGCAUGCUGUGGCUACCUGCACCCUCUUUGUUGUCUCCAACAAGCCGACGUAUAAUUUUUCACUUUUCCUUUGGAAAGCACUUUGUGUUUUAGAGACCACACGCAAUUCAUGUUGUUAUUUCAUUGACAAAAAUUAUUAGGACGAGUCAAUCAUAGGCUUGAACAAAUAUCUACAAGCUGUCAACAACUGUAAUGACUUCAAUUUCUCUCUAUGGUCUUGCUUAAAAGUUUUACUUGGGUCAAGCACAAUUUCUCUCUAUUGUUUUCGAAGAGGUAAAACUUUAUUGUUUAGAGGAAGUAGGGCUGAAAAUGAGCCGACUUGAGCUGAGUUUUUUAAUGUUCAGGUUCGUUGGUUAAAAUUUGUAGCAAAAAAGAGCCCGAGCUGAGCUUGCAUAGGUUUUAGUCGAACUCAAGGUUCUUUAUGAGCUAAAACAAGUCAAAGCUCAAGGCGAGCUUGCAUAGGUUUGAGUCGAACUUGUACUUUUUUUUACAAGCCUUAACAAGUCAAAAUAUCUGGGUGCAAACCUUCAUCCUAUAACAUACAACCAACUUUUUUUUUGAUAUCGUAAUCACGGAAAAGUAGUUUUUAAAUGGGUAAAAUUAGUAUAGAUGAGAAAAAGUUGGAGAAACUACGACAGAGGUCUACACUUUUUGCAAAUUUUGUAGUGGCAGUCCAAGCUUAUAAUCAAUUUCGAAUUCAUAGUUGCUUCACCGCUAUUCUUGCCCUUGACAACGUCAGCUCUGAUCAAUUUACUCUCAUUUGUUCAAGACAAUGGGUUUGAAGAUCGGUUUAUGCAGAUUUUCAUAGCAGGUUUUGGGGUGGUGAAUCGUUGGCCUGUGUAUGAAGCAGUUUUCUUCAGAAAUGAUGUUGGGAAGAUGCCUAUGAAGAUUACCGUGAUAUCAGUAUAUUGGUUUCAGUUAAUUUCUAUCCUAAGGAGAUGGGGAUAAGGCCAAAAGUUCAGAUUUGCCAGGUGACACUCAAUAUCCAAUAAGGACGGGAAGCCAAAGAGGAAGAACAUAGUUUGGACUGAAGAGAAUGAGUUUUUCAAGAUAAUGAAGGCUACAAAGUGGAUAAGGGUUCCAAAGACCAAGCAUAUACUGCAACAUGUUCAACUGUGAACUUGAGUUUUAACCUUUUUUGACUCGCAAUCAUAUUGCUAUAUCGUCUAUACAGAUUCAUACAAGAAAUGUUGAGUAAAAGUCGUUUCUCUUGGAAUCCAGUGAAAAAAACGGUCGAGUGCAGCGAUGAAGUGUGGGCUACAUAUGUGGCUGCAAAUCCAGAUGCAAAACAUUUACGAGGCAAGAAGAUUGAGAUGCUAAAUGAACUAGCUAUUAUGUGUGGCAAUGAUCAAGUAUGUUCAGCAAAGGAUCUUAAUGCUAACUAUUCGAGGAAAACUAAUAUCAGUGAUGAUGAGUAUUCACCUAUAUCAGAUUUCAAUGACAAUGUGGUGGUAGAAGACUUAUGUGACAUUAGCACAGGCGGCGGAAAUGGAUUUCCAACUCAACAAGGGAAUACUAGUAGCCAAAUUCCAAUGCUAGGCAAGCCUAGCCGUGGACCUGCAAAGCCACUGAAAUAUCGCUCAACGAAACCAAAAGGAACAGAGCUCAUGUCUGAAACGAUGGCUUCAGUUGUGACUAACAUGGCGAGACUUGCUGAUGCAUACGAGAAGAGUUUGCCUUGCAUAGAUUAUAAUGAGAUUUACAAGGCUCUAGUGGAUGUUGAUGAUAUUGACAUCAAUAGCCGGAUGAAUGCGUUUUACUUUUUGAGUAAUAGAAUGCAGAUCCUAUAAAAGCAAGAGCAUCUAUUAUUUACCCUCAGGAGAUGCGUUGCUUGCUUUUACUGGGAUGUGUGUACAGAAGAAGCAUACAAACAUCAGUCACAAGUCUUUUAGAGGUUUUCCUGGUUCCAAACAUGUAUACAUUUUCAAGGUUUCUUUGUCU
This is a messenger RNA of Rhododendron vialii, 2385 nucleotides long. Its product is annotated as auxin response factor 11-like. The transcript is spliced from 5 exons. Bases 1632 to 2234 code for a protein of 200 amino acids. The record is from RefSeq and is a predicted model, not a curated record. Gene Ontology annotation, molecular function: DNA binding. Gene Ontology annotation, biological process: response to hormone; regulation of DNA-templated transcription. Lineage: Eukaryota; Viridiplantae; Streptophyta; Magnoliopsida; Ericales; Ericaceae.